AUGGAGACGAGCAGGAGCAGCGGCGGCGGCGGCGGCGAGGCUGUCAGCGAGCGCGGCGGCGGCGGCGGCGGCGGCGGCGGCGAUCGCGCGUCCGCGGGGGUCUGCAGGAGGAAGGAGGAGGCCGGGGCCGGGACCCUCGCGGCAGACAUGGACUUGCAUUGUGAUUGUGCUGCCGAAACGCCGGCCGCCGAGCAGCCGUCGGGGAAGAUUAAUAAAGCUGCUUUCAAAUUAUUCAAGAAGAGGAAAUCGGGUGGCACCAUGCCCAGCAUUUUUGGGGUCAAAAACAAAGGGGAUGGGAAAGGCUCGGGUCCGACGGGCAUGGUGAGGAGCCGGACCCACGACGGCUUAGCCGAGGUGGUGGUGCUGGAGAGCAGCAAGAAGGAGGAGCCGCGCGGCGGGGGCGACAGCGGGGGCGGCGGCGGGGGUGGCCGCGGCGGCGGGCGGCCCAACCCGGGUCCCCCCAGGGCGGCCGGGCCCGGCGUGGGCUCCCUGGCCAACAGCUCGGUGGCGAAGUCGCACAGCUUCUUCUCCCUGCUGAAGAAGAACGGGCGAGCGGAGAACGGCAAGGGCGAGCCGGCGGACGCGAGCAAGGCUGGCGGCAAACAAAAGAGAGGGCUGAAGGGGCUCUUCAGCAGCAUGCGCUGGCACAAGAAGGACAAGCGGGCCAAGGCGGAGGCGAAGGGCGAGCGCGCGGGGGCCCCGGGCGGCCUCAUCCUGCCGGGCUCGCUCACCGCCAGCCUGGAGUGCGUCAAGGAGGAGACGCCCGGACCCGCCGGCGAGCCGGAGAAGCCCAGCAGGGACGCGCCGCGAGACCCAGCAGGUGAGCUCGGAGGGGGAGAGCCGGAGCCGGCCUCCGCCGAUCGCGCCCACGUGCCGGACCGCCGAGAGGCCCACAGCCCCGGGGUCCCUAAGGCCGACAGCGCCCGGGGAGAGGACGCCGCGGGGCAUCGGCGCGCCGAGAAGCCCCGGGCAGCCCCCGAGCUGGGCGCUGGGGAGGUGCAGACGGCCGAGGAUGCCUCCAGGACAGGUGACGUUCCGGUAGACACCGUCCCCCUUGUCGACUCGGAAUGCGGCAGCGGCCGCGCGGCGGCCGUCCCUGACCCUUCCGCUGUUGAUCCACCCUCAGACCCAUCGGCCGAUCGUAUUUGUUUGAUGUUUUCUGACGUGACUUCACUGAAAAGCUUUGACUCUCUUACAGGCUGUGGAGAUAUUAUUGCAGACCAAGAGGACGAGGCAGGUCCCAGCUGUGACAAGCAUGCCCCCGGGCCAGGCAAGCCAGUUCUCUCUAAAAAGAACCCCGGCGUGGUGGCCUACCAAGGAGGAGGGGAGGAGAUGGCGAGCCCGGAGGAGCUGGACGACACCUAUCUCCAGGAGUUCUGGGACAUGCUCUCCCAGACUGAGGACCAAGGACCAGGGCCCCAAGAGGGAGCGGCCAAGGCGGCAGCAGCCCUGGAAACCAAGGUGGUGGCCGAGACGUCCAAAGACGCCAGGUGUGCGGAAGGGGUCAAGGACGUGUCCUUGGGCAAGCACAGGAGGCUCAACCGGAUUCCCAUCGAGCUCCAUCCCAAGGAGGAGCCUAAACCGCCCGAGAAGGAACAGCAGGAAGGCAUCCCCAAUAGUGACGAGGGCUACUGGGACUCCACCACUCCGGGGCCGGAGGAAGACGGCACCGGCGGCGGCAAAAAGGCGGGCAUCCCCCGGGAUAGCUACAGCGGGGACGCGCUCUACGAUCUCUACGCGGAUCCGGAUGGAAGCCCGGCUGCCGUUCCCGCCAGCGAGGAGACGUCCUGCUUGUCUCGGUUAAAGCCCGUGUCUCCAGUCACCAUCACCUGUCCACUGCGAACACCAGGCAGUUUGCUGAAGGACUCAAAAAUCCCUAUCAGCAUCAAGCACCUCGCGAACCUUCCAUCCAGCCAUCCCGUAGUGCACCAGCAACCAGUCAGGAGUGAGAUGCCCAGAACAAAAAUCCCAGUUUCCAAAGUGCUGGUCCGCAGGGUCAGCAACCGGGGUUUGGCCGGGACCACCCUCCGGGCAGCGGCGUGCCAUGACAGUGCCAAAAAGUUGUGAGGUCUCCGAAGCUGAGGUGAUGGACCCCAUGUCAAGGAAUACAACUUUCCCUGGAAACCACUCAAAUAAGUUUUGUUUCUCCUAAAGAAAGGCUUUUAGGACCAUUCCUGCUCCAGAGCCUAGACCGAGGAGGUGUCUGGGCCACUAGCAGGGGCAGGAUACACCAGAGAGGGGGAGCUACACAUGGGAUUCUCCUCUCCAGAUAAGUUCCCUGAGAAUUAUUUUCAAGCACUUUUAAUUUUUUACCUUAAAAAAAAAAAUCACUUGUUUUUUGUUUUUUUUUCCUUUGAUGCGCUGAACACUUGGAAGUCACCUUUACUUGCCUUUGCAGAAAACAACCUAAGUAAGCAUCAUGCCAUGACACUUGGCUGUGCCAGGGUCCAGAGAGGGCCUAGAGAAACCACUGCCAACACCAGAGGAGCCCCUCCUCUUCCAUGACACUUUCCAUCCUUCCUUUCUUCUUUUCCUUUUUCUUUCCAGGGGGAAAAAAGAGAGACAGAAAGAGAGAGAGAAAGAAAAGAAAAAGACCCUUUGCUGUAUCACUGUGUGGAAAACACCUGCAAAGCUGAAAGAGCCAGGUAUUUAUUUACCUGAUGAGCAGAGGCGACCAUUGAUUGGCCCCAAACUUGCCUACUUUUGGUUGCUGGGUAUGCAUAUAGGUCAGAAUCUACCACCAGGACAAUAAAGGAGCAUUUCGGUUUGGUUGGUUUAGAUCAUGUGUUUGGGGAGAAAGAAGCAGCUCAGCAGAGCCAGUUUUUUCUUUUUCUUUUUCUUUCCCACCCGGUGAAGAAAUGAGGAUCAGGGAAAGAUUUCACUAAAAUGCCAAUAGACACAGUAUUUUAGUGUUUAUAAACUGUAACCUUUUCAUGUGUACAUAAUGCAUAUUUUACAGUUUAUCCAGCUGUUAACAUUUUAUAAUCUGCCAGUAACCUCGAAUUUAAAAUCUGGUUUUAUAACAAGUUAUGAUAACUGUCCCCGAACCAUUGAUGUUCUUUUAUGUACUGUAGCCUAAAGCAAUUCUGUUUUUGUUUUAUAUGGGUUCUCUGGCUCUCAAUGCAGGAAAAAACAAACAAAAAACAGUCUAUUGUGUUGAUGUCCCAGAGGAAUAGGUUCUGUCUUGUCUUGGGUAAGAGACUAUUUGCUUCUCACUCCCAAUCCUGGUUUUCAGAGAUUUUUACCUUGGUUAUAAAAAUUUUGGAUUCGACCAUUCUACAACAUGGGGAGUCCCAAAUGAGGAACGUAUUUUAAAAACCCAGUAGAAAAAUACAGUUUUUCAUGUUAUUUGACUUUUGCUUUAUAGAUUCAUGAUUGAGACAGGUAUGUUCAGAAUAGUAUGCUGGCAAGCCUAUGUAUCAUAAACACUCUAUGUCAAGAUUUGUUUUUGGAAAAGUGCUUUCCUUAUAUGUAUAUUUUCUAUUAUUUUAGAUGAGACAUUUAUUUCAGAACGGGUUACCAUAUGCCUGGAUAGUUUGAGUGAUUAACUGAAGCAGUUCCUAGAAUGCUAUUAGCAUCUAAUGAUUAUAUAAUAUCCUCUUUGAAAUGCAUUCAGUGUGUUUAAUCAAAAGACUGCAGCUUCUACUAGGAGUUGAUUCAUGAUAUGAGGAAGAUUAGACAUUUUCAAGCAAAACUACAUGUAUACGAAUGGCACAAACAUUUCUAUAUAACUCCCAUUUUCCAGAGAGAUUGCCUAAGUAAUGAGCUGAUUUUAUGUGCUUUCUAAGCUUGUUUUCUAUUUCUUAAAGGAAGGAAAGAGGCAAGUUAAGUAUAUGGAAACCUAUUUUAAUAGUACAAAGGGAACAAAAUAAACAGACCCCAAAGGGAAACAAAUUUGAGCCAGUAGCAUAAAGCAAAUCAUUCCCCAUUUUAAAUUUGCAAUGAUUCAAUUAGAAGAGGUGGUAGAGAUUUGUUGAAUUUCUUUAGUAGUCAGAUUACUGGCUUUUAUUGCAUUGUGUCAGAUCCUUAAUGUUAAAGUACUGAUUUAAUAUUUAAUUUCCUAUAUAGAUGAGGUCCUAUAAUCAGGCAUAGCCUUAGGCACUCUGAACCCACCACCAGGAAUUCAUAAAGCCACUCAUACUCACACGUGCUUAUGCACUCAACUGUGCACAAACUAACAGACAAAGGCAUGUACUGUACACUUGGAAAUAUUCUACAGAUUAUUUCUGUCUUGAGAAAGGGAUUUAAAUUUGAUUUCAUGCUGAUAGUACUAUUUAGACUCCAAAUGCAUUCAUCUUCCCCCAGUGAAUGUACAGAAUAUAAAUUUUAUUUCUGGCCGUAAAACAAAGGAUGUUUAUUUUCUUCUUGUGCAUUUUCUUGUGAGGGUUAUCUUCUCCUCUGUGUGAAUCCGUGACAGAGUUUUAUUUGUUCAUUUGUUCAAUUGUACAGAAAAGUUAGGAGUACCUGAAGUACAGAUGAGAAUAUUCUAACAGUAAAGGCAAUCUAUCGGUAAAUCUAUUUUGUUAACACUGGGACAAACUGUUUUUGCUUUCACAGUUUUGGGGGCUUGUUCCUGCCAUUUUACCACUAUGCUGUGUCUUCUUUUUGCAAGUAAAGGGAAAUGUCAGCAAAGCUCACUUUCAUUUCCCCCGCCUGUCAAUUAACCAGUUAUACAAGAUGUAAAAUAUUUUCUCUUUUCAUUCUUUUUUCCAUAUGUUUUCCACUUUUUAAGAAACUCUCUGUCUUUAAGAAUUCCACCCACACCAGGCAAAUGAAGGAUGCAGGCAAUUGAUUAAAUGGCCUUGGUAGCUAGCUGGGAAAUCAGGAUCCAUGCAGGAAGCCUGCAUCCUAACCUUUUCCACCCACAGACAAGGGUUCACAGUUGCUUUUUUUGUGCCAAGGGCUACUUUCUCCCAUUCAUGUUCCUGGAGAUUGUUUCCCCCCACCCCAGCAUUUUAAUAGACUUAUAUUCCAAUUAUUAUUAAUACAUUUCCUAAUUCAGCCAUAUUUACUGAUUUUUUUUGUAAUGGGAAGGAUUAAAUAUGAGCUGAUGACACCUUUGCUGUGUGUGUAUGAUUCUGAGAUGCUAGUUCAUUAGGUCUCUUUAGUCAGAGAGCUGGACAAAUUAGAGGGGGAAAAAGUCAAAUCAAUUGUUGACCAUGAAUUUAUCAGUGAGUUUAAUAGCUCUGCACAAAGACAGCCUGACUUUAAUAACUACAUUACACAGACAAUGUUCCUUGAACUACUCUGACAUCAGUACUAAAGGCAGUUGGAUGCUUUUACAUUAGCACCGACUGGAAGAAAUUUUACUAUAGCGUUGUCAACAAUGGCAAGAGGAAAAAGAUUUUUAUUAUUUCACCUAAUAACAACAAUGACAUAUAGGACAUUAAGGGCUUCCUUUAGAUAUGUUUUCCACAAAUUAUCUGCCUAUUUAAAUACAAAGUGUUUAACAUCUAUGAGAGUGAUGACUUACUGGGUUUAAAGUGUUUCAUCCUUAAUUUCAGAAGUAGUUUUGAAGUAUUUGCAUUUAAACGAAUGUUCAAAUAACCCUUUGCUUACACAGUUACCGAGAUAAAAAGACUAUAUUAGGUAUCGAGAUUUCUUCU
Molecule: messenger RNA, 5606 nt
Organism: Lontra canadensis (Northern American river otter)
Lineage: Eukaryota; Metazoa; Chordata; Mammalia; Carnivora; Mustelidae
Gene: AMER2
Product: APC membrane recruitment protein 2
Exons: 1
Coding region: 1-2067 (688 amino acids)
Biological process (GO): regulation of canonical Wnt signaling pathway
Cellular component (GO): plasma membrane
Molecular function (GO): beta-catenin binding; phosphatidylinositol-4,5-bisphosphate binding
Source: RefSeq, a predicted model, not a curated record